CCAUAACCCUUUCUCAAUUUAUGAAUUUCACGUAAACCCUAAUCCUUGACUUUGUGACAACCUCAUCAUUUUUCCUUUUCUCAUUCAUGUUUCUCUGUUGAAGUGGCUUUAGAUUUGGAGUACCACCUAAAUUUUCGAAUUAAAGCCAUGUCUGGCAUCUGGUUUUUAAUGCAGAUGUAGAGAAAUAAUUUUUGAAAAUAAGAAAAAAAAAAGUUUGUUUAGGACUAUUUAGUACCAAGAAUAGGUUUUUGUUCUUGAAAAAACAAAAAAAAGAAACAAAAAUCAUAACAUAACAUACGUUUGACAAUAAAAAAUUAUUUUUUAUUUUUUAUUAUUAAGAAAAAAUAGAGUAUUUUUAAAUAAUAUUUUUAAUUAUUUUUCAUUGUUUUUAUUUUUAUUUUUUAAGGGUUAUUUUAUUAUUAUUAUUAUUAUUUUUCAAUUUUUUUUUCUCUAAAAAAUAUAAAUUAUUAUGGAAAAUAGUUACAAACUCUUCGACAACUAAAUGGAACCUUAAUUUUAGCUACGUGUGUAUAAUCCAUCAUUCAUCACUUAGAUGAAUUUGGAAUGUAAUGAAAAUUUGCAAGCAUCUAUGCGGCAAAUAUAGGGGGAGUAGGAGUGGGAAUGUGAUAAGUGGAAGUGCGAGCAACUGGAACACUCCAUGCACUUCCAAAACUCUUCCCCACAGCAUCUCCUCCACUCAAGAUACCCAUCUGCCUAACCCUCUUUCUUUCUCCUUCUAACCCCAUUUUUUUUCUCUCUCUAAUUCUUCCUCGACUUCAACGCUCCUUUCCUCUUCUAAACUUCGAUGAUUUUUGCCUGAAAUUACAAAAUUUACUCCUUAAUUUUCUCUGUUUCUGCUUCCUAAUGUCUUCUUCUAUUCUUUUUCCUGCUGCUGGAAGCAGGGCUGGGUUCCGGGGCGACACUGUCGGGCUCUUUUUGUCCGGUGGCCGGCGUCCGAUGCCGUCUCAGUUGAAGGGUCAGAGGCUUUUUGUUCGGUCUUCUUUGGACUCAGACGUGUCUGACAUGAGCGUUAAUGCUCCAAAAGGGUUGUUUCCACCAGAACCUGAACACUAUAGGGGACCAAAGCUCAAGGUGGCUAUCAUUGGAGCUGGGCUUGCAGGCAUGUCAACUGCAGUGGAGCUUUUGGAUCAAGGCCACGAGGUAGAUAUAUAUGAGUCAAGGUCUUUCAUUGGUGGAAAAGUGGGCUCUUUUGUUGAUAGACGUGGAAAUCACAUUGAAAUGGGACUGCACGUGUUCUUUGGUUGCUACAACAAUCUCUUUCGUUUGAUGAAAAAGGUGGGUGCAGAUAAAAAUUUACUUGUGAAGGAUCAUACUCACACGUUCGUAAACAAAGGGGGUCAAAUUGGUGAGCUUGAUUUUCGGUUUCCAGUUGGUGCACCAUUACAUGGAAUUCGUGCAUUUUUGGCUACAAAUCAGCUUGAGACUUAUGAUAAGGCAAGAAAUGCUUUGGCUCUUGCCCUUAGUCCAGUUGUUCGGGCUCUUAUUGAUCCAGAUGGAGCAAUGAGGGACAUACGAAAUUUGGAUAGUAUAAGCUUCUCUGAUUGGUUCCUGUCCAAAGGUGGGACACGCAUGAGCAUCCAGAGAAUGUGGGAUCCUGUUGCUUAUGCCCUCGGGUUUAUUGACUGUGAUAAUAUCAGUGCUCGUUGUAUGCUCACUAUAUUCUCAUUGUUUGCCACUAAGACAGAAGCUUCCCUACUGCGCAUGCUUAAAGGUUCUCCAGAUGUAUACUUGAGUGGCCCCAUCAGACAGUAUAUCACAGAUAAAGGGGGCAGGUUCCAUCUUAGGUGGGGAUGCAGAAAAGUACUUUAUGAUAGAUCUGCAGAUGGAGAAACAUAUGUCACUGGACUUGCAAUGUCUAGGGCUACUAAUAAGAAGAUUGUGAGAGCAGAUGCUUAUGUUGCAGCUUGUGAUGUUCCUGGAAUCAAAAGAUUAGUUCCGGCACAAUGGAGGGACUGGGAAUUUUUUGAUAAUAUUUAUAAACUAGUUGGGGUGCCAGUUGUCACAGUGCAACUUAGAUACAAUGGCUGGGUCACAGAGUUACAGGAUCUAGAACGGUCAAGGCAAUUGAGAAAAGCUGCAGGGUUGGAUAAUCUCCUUUACACCCCAGACGCAGACUUCUCUUGCUUUGCCGAUCUAGCACUUUCAUCUCCAGAAGAUUACUACAUUGAGGGACAAGGUUCAUUGCUCCAAUGUGUGCUUACACCGGGUGAUCCCUACAUGCCUUUACCAAAUGCUGAAAUCAUAAACAGAGUUGCAAAGCAGGUUUUGGUUUUAUUCCCAUCCUCCCAAGGUUUAGAAGUUACUUGGUCAUCUGUUGUCAAAAUCGGCCAAUCCCUAUAUCGUGAGGGACCUGGUAAAGAUCCAUUUAGACCAGAUCAAAAGACACCGGUUAAGAAUUUCUUCCUUGCUGGCUCAUACACAAAACAGGAUUACAUUGACAGUAUGGAAGGAGCAACCCUGUCAGGCAGGCAAACUUCAGCCUAUAUUUGCGACGCGGGGGAAGAAUUAGCAGCACUGCAGAAAAAGCUUGGUGCCUUGGAUUCUCAAGAGUUCACGAAUGCUGCUAAUACCACAGAUGAGUUGAGUCUUGUCUGACACCUCACACCUUCAUUUCUCAAGCAUGAAAGCAGCCUGCCUUGGGGUGCUGACAGAAGUGGUUGUGACAGCAGUAUGUUUAGGUGAUGUAUGUAAUUUAAUUAAACCAUGUAAAGACUUGACAUUUAGCAAGAGAUCAACAUGUUCAUUCUCAUAUAUACACAUCAAUCAUUUAUGGUUGAUCUUAGUUGCAGCUUAUCUGCAGACAUGAAGGAAUAAUUAUCAAAAUAUUCAUGAAAAA
Molecule: messenger RNA, 2857 nt
Organism: Vitis vinifera (wine grape)
Lineage: Eukaryota; Viridiplantae; Streptophyta; Magnoliopsida; Vitales; Vitaceae
Product: zeta-carotene desaturase, chloroplastic/chromoplastic
Exons: 14
Coding region: 865-2616 (583 amino acids)
Biological process (GO): carotenoid biosynthetic process
Molecular function (GO): 9,9'-di-cis-zeta-carotene desaturase activity
Source: RefSeq, a predicted model, not a curated record